This is a messenger RNA of Trypanosoma theileri, 357 nucleotides long. RefSeq lists its product as uncharacterized. Lineage: Eukaryota; Euglenozoa; Kinetoplastea; Trypanosomatida; Trypanosomatidae. The record is from RefSeq and is a predicted model, not a curated record. The transcript has a single exon. The coding region runs from base 1 to 357 and encodes 118 amino acids.
AUGAACAUUGGUUCCUGCUGUUUGGGAUCGUUUGGGCUGAUGCAAGAAAAAACUGGAACGUCUGCGACUCCAUUUUACAUUUGGCCAAAAAGAAAAAAAAAAAAAGCUCAUGAUUGGGAAGAGGUUUCCAUGGCCUUCGCAAGCCGUCAUCCAGUCGAGUUUUCCCCAGUGGCCGGGGUUUUUUUUUCCGUUUUGAAAGAAUUCUUCUUUAAAGCGUCCCUCUGGGAAGUGGUGCGGGCCAAUUGUCUCGAUAGAAGAGGGUUAAGUGAAUUUCUAAAUAUUGCACGUUUCACUAUGGGUUUAAAAACUGGGCUAGGAGUCUACCAAAACCGUUUCCCGAUUUCUGACGUAGGAUAA